Pocillopora damicornis (cauliflower coral) is the source of this 3019-nucleotide messenger RNA. Its product is annotated as 1,4-alpha-glucan-branching enzyme. Gene Ontology annotation, molecular function: cation binding; hydrolase activity, hydrolyzing O-glycosyl compounds; 1,4-alpha-glucan branching enzyme activity. Lineage: Eukaryota; Metazoa; Cnidaria; Anthozoa; Scleractinia; Pocilloporidae. The record is from RefSeq and is a predicted model, not a curated record. Gene Ontology annotation, biological process: glycogen biosynthetic process. Gene Ontology annotation, cellular component: cytoplasm.
CUGCGCCUGCAAUAGAACCUCAUAAGCCUGCUAGCUAAUUUUCAUUUGGAAGAAAGUGAAAGUUUGCAAGAAAUAUGUCAGCAUCAGCUUUUCUUCCGUUUUGGGAUCAAUUAUUUUAUUUCAGUCCCAUGUGAGGUUACUGGAGAAUGAAGCGCACAAAGGCUCAGAGACAUAAUUUAUACAUUUUUGGCGCUCAAAAGAUGGUUGAUGACCAAGUAGUUCCACAGUUUUCCAGAUUUCUUCAUGAUGAUCCUUAUGUAAAACCAUACCAGACUGAGAUAGAGAGAAGGUAUAAGUGUUUGUCCAAACUAAAGGAUGAUAUUGAGAAGAAUGAAGGUGGAGUGGAAAAGUUCACCAGAGGUUAUGAAAAGUUUGGGAUCAACAGAACUCCAGAGGGUUUGGUAUACCGUGAAUGGGCCCCAGCUGCUUGUGGAGUGUAUCUCACCGGGGACUUCAAUGGCUGGUCCAGAACUUCUCAUCCAUGUACCAGAAAUGAGUUUGGAGUCUGGGAGCUAGUCCUCCCUUAUAAGGAGGAUGGUUCAUCACCAAUCCCCCAUGGAUCAAAAGUUAAGGUUUCAAUUCAGCUUGAAAAUGGUAAUUUAGUGGAUCGCAUUUCUCCUUGGACUCGUUAUGCCGUUUGUCCUGAGGACAGCAUUCUGUAUGAAGGAAUCCAUUGGGACCCUCCACAACCAUAUCAGUGGCAGCACAGUCGGCCCAAGAAAACUUCAGGCCUGCGAAUCUACGAGGCUCACGUUGGUAUAGCUUCCCCAGAGCCAAAAGUAGCAAGUUACAAAGAUUUUACACACAACGUCAUUCCACGUAUAAAAAAAUUAGGAUACAACUGCAUACAGCUUAUGGCUAUCAUGGAACAUGCGUAUUACGCCUGUUUUGGUUACCAGGUAACCAACUUCUUCGCUGCCUCCAGCCGUUAUGGUACGCCGGAGGAGUUGAAGGAACUUAUAGAUGUAGCACACGAGAACGGCAUUUUAGUCUUACUGGAUGUAGUGCACAGUCAUGCCGCAAAGAAUGUGAUGGAUGGCUUGAAUGAAUUUGAUGGUUCACAAAGCUGCUAUUUUCAUGGGAGUGGACGUGGAUUUCAUUCACUGUGGGACAGUCGACUCUUUGACUACACUCAGUGGGAGGUUCUCCGAUUCCUUCUUUCCAACCUUCGUUGGUACAUGGAAUAUUACCAUUUCGAUGGCUUCCGAUUUGAUGGUGUCACUUCUAUGAUCUACCAUGACCACGGAAUGGGACAUGGAUUCGGCGGAGACUAUCCGGAUUACUUUGGACUUGGAGUAGAUACGGAAUCACUUAUCUACCUCAUGUUAGCCAACGAAAUGUUGCAUACGAUUUAUCCUGACGUUAUCACGAUUGCCGAGGAAGUGUCAGGAAUGCCCGGCCUUUGUCGUCCAAUCACUGAAGGUGGAGUGGGUUUUGAUUAUCGACUUGGAAUGGCCAUCCCGGACAGAUGGAUUAAGGUUCUAAAAGAGCUGAAGGACGAGGACUGGCACAUGUGGGAUAUUGUGUGGACUCUUAUCAAUCGACGACACAAUGAGAAAACCAUUGCUUACACAGAGAGUCAUGACCAGGCCCUUGUCGGUGACAAGACUAUUGCAUUCUGGUUAAUGGAUAAAGAGAUGUACACGCAUAUGUCGGAGACAACGCCGCUGACCCCCAUCAUCGAUAGGGGAUUAGCAUUACACAAGAUGAUAAGAUUGAUAACCUUUGGUCUGGGAGGGGAAGGCUACCUGAAUUUCAUUGGAAAUGAAUUCGGACAUCCGGAAUGGUUGGACUUUCCACGCGAGGGGAACAACAACAGCUAUCACUAUGCACGGAGGCAGUUUAAUCUAGUGGACGAUCCGUUGCUUAGAUACAAGUGUCUGUUUGAGUUUGACCGGGCCAUGAUGCACCUGGAGGAAAAAUACCAUUGGCUGGAGUCUUCUCAGGCCUAUGUUUCCUGUCACCAUGAAGAUGACAAACUAAUCGUAUUUGAAAGAGCUUCAUUAAUGUGGGUGUUCAACUUUCACCCUACCAAGAGUUUCGCUGACUACAGAAUCGGCGCCAGCAUCGCUGGAAAAUACAGAAUAGUUUUGGAGACAGAUUCAGCUGAGUACGGUGGGCACAAGCGAUUGGAUCCAAACUGUGAAUACUUUGUAGACAGCCAGCCAUGGCAUGACAGACCAUUCUCUCUUUUGGUCUACAUUCCUUGCCGUACAGCCCUAGUUCUAGCUCCUGUAUAACGUUUACUUCAUGGGCCUAUUAAACAGAUAGUGUGGGAAUCUCUGCCAAUUUUUAUACUGAGAUAAAUGGGCAUUUUGUACAUGGUGAACACAGUUCCCUAUAAGAUAUGUUAUAUCAUUAAAGUCAAUCAACUAUUUACGUGUGGGAUAUUUUAGGUCGAUAUACAAUUUUUUCUUUAUUUGAGUUGAAAUAUGUUAAAACGAAAAAAUCACAACUCUUAAAAAAGGAGAUUGCAGGAACAUACUCCUGUUUGGUGAGGUUUUCAUUUUUAGGUUAUUAGGGAGUGUGUUUAAAAGUUGAAGGAAUUGCUUUGAAAUAUCACAAUCGCUGCAGUAUUUUUAAUACGAGCAAAGUAUGAAUCUAAUGGCAGAAUUUUCCUCCUUUAAGUUAAAACGUCGUAAAAGAGUGAGUCAGUUUUCAUGUGGAAUCGGUGGGGUGGUUUGACGAGUCACUUAACCUAAUCAAAUAUCAAAUUUUAGUUUAAAACUUCUUACUCCCAAGAGUGACAAAGACAGAAUUUCACCUUACAAUAUCAAUACAACAUCAAGUAGACAAGUGAUAAGAGUAAAGACGAUUAUCAAUUACGAGAUUAUAAGUUGAUACAGGACCAAAUUAUCCCAACUGACAUCAUGAGAAUUGCCUGGAGAUUUGAGUGAAGGGGUGAAUUGUUAGAGUUAACUGCUUGUGAUGGAUUAGUGUCGGCGUGUUACGGAUGAGGUGAGGGGUGUCGUUGUAUAGUGGAGCAAGUAAUAGAAAAAUAAACAAUUUAUUUGGGAUA